This is a messenger RNA of Spirometra erinaceieuropaei, 4767 nucleotides long. The record is from the annotation of a GenBank genome assembly. Lineage: Eukaryota; Metazoa; Platyhelminthes; Cestoda; Diphyllobothriidea; Diphyllobothriidae.
AUGGUGGACAUUGACUACAAACGGGAGUUGAGCGCUAGACGCGAUCAGGUCGAAGAUAUAUUCGAGUUUGAGGGGUGCAAGGUCGGUCGAGGAACGUAUGGCAGUGUCUUUAAAGCUAAGAGGAAGGGCGGUAAUGACGACAGGGAAUAUGCCCUGAAACAGAUUGAAGGGACUGGACUCUCCAUGUCAGCAUGUCGGGAAAUCGCGGUAAGCUUAUGCAGUUGUCACUCACCGUUGUAGCUUCUCAGGGAACUCAAGCAUAAGAACGUUAUAACACUACAACGUGUGUUUCUCAACCACACAAAUCGCCGAGUAUGGCUCCUUUUUGACUUCUCCGAACACGAUCUGUGGCACAUCAUCAAGUUUCACCGGACUUCCAAAGCAAACAAAACUACCUUUCCUGUUUAUCCAAACAUGGUUAAGAGCCUGAUGUAUCAAAUACUAAAUGGAAUCGACUAUCUCCAUGCCAACUGGGUUCUUCAUCGCGACCUGGUCAGUACCGGCAUAUCUUUUUACGGGGUCCGCCGUUGACUUCCCUUUUUCUUUUCUUUACGUUAGCAACGAGUCCUGUUUCAUACAAAUCACUUCGGUAUUUAUCCUCUGAUACAAACUUUCUAAGCUACGUCUAGGCUUUAUCAUGUACGAAAUAAUUGUAUCGGCGUUAUUUUGAGGUUAACUGUUUUCUCCAACCCAUGGCCGUUUUCAUAUUCCUCUAGACCUACUUUAAUCUGCUUUUCUAUGGCUUACGACAUUUCGAUUCUUCGAAUAAUGUCCACAACUUGAUCUAUUCUAGAAGCCUGCAAACAUUUUGGUGAUGGGUGAGGGACCCGAACGCGGUCGCGUCAAGAUCGGUGACCUGGGAUUUGCCAGGUUAUUCUACCAACCAUUGAAGCCACUGGCUGACUUGGAUCCCGUCGUGGUUACGUUUUGGUACCGCGCACCGGAGCUUCUCCUUGGCGCUCGACACUACACUAAGGCCAUCGAUAUAUGGGCCAUCGGUUGUAUUUUCGCGGAGCUCCUAACUUACGAACCCAUUUUCCACUGCCGACAGGAGGAUAUAAAAACAAGCACUCCAUACCACAAAGAACAACUGGAACGCAUAUUUCGAGUCAUGGGCUACCCUUCCGGUAAGCUGGAUUGUCUUUCUACCCACGUUCCUGAUUAAUGCCUGAAACAAUUGUCUUUAAUCGACACGCUUCUCGUACACUCAAUGUCCGAAGAAAUAGCACCAAGAAAAUGUUGGAUGCCCACAUACCGAAUUAGUCUGUUUUGUGCUUACAAUUCAACGACAAUGUUUUUCCUUACUUCAAAUGAUCCAUUUAUCUGACAGCUUUCAAAAUAUUAAACUAGUUAUUUAUAAAUUCACACGCUUUUAUUAAAGCUGCUGACCCUCACUCAUUUUUUAUCCCGAUUCUUCUAUUUCAGAUGAAGCAUGGCCGGACAUGCGAAAAAUGCCCGAAUAUCCUCAGCUCAUGCGCGAUUCCAUUAGCAAAAAGGCAUACGGAAAGUAUUCACUCGAGGGUUAUUUGGAGGAAAAAAAGUUCACCAUUGACAAAUAUGAAAUCUCUCUCGUAAGUUCUAGCCUACAUUCCACUUGCCUCUUGCAGCGACCUUUAGUAAACUGUGUUAACCCUUAUUUAGUUGCAGUCCCUUCUGACGAUGGACCCACUUAAGCGACCCUCGGCAGCCGAAUCAAUGAAUCACGAGUACUUUAAGAUUGGAGAAAAACCAAACGAAGAGUGAGUACACGUGUGCUUCCGUAAUAUUACAAUUAUAUAUCUGACACAUUGAUCUAUGCUGUGACUGUCAGGCCUCCGUUAAGUCCUCUCAGACGUUAUCGAUGUUUAUGGCUCGACAUGUGAUACUAUUCGAGCCAAGUUUCUUCCCGGAGGGUUUUGCACUCGGCGUUCUGCAACCGUUUCUAUAGUCCCGUUAUGCCUGUCUUCUUCAGCGCUUUUGGGAAUCUACCCAUUCCCUACCCCAAAAGAGAAUUCAUUACCGAAGACGAGCCGGACGACAAGCAGGCCUUCAACGCCGACAAAAAUCAACAUCAAGCCACGGCUGGCCGUCAGUGUCACCAUCAACAGCAGCAGCAACAGCAACAACAGAAGCAGCAGCAGCAAGCUCAGCACACAGUUUCCCACUACCCCUUACAACAACACCAGACCGGCAGUGGCGGUGGCAGCGGACCAAACGCCUCUGCGUCAGGUCCGGGAGGGCAGUCACAACCCCAACACGACCGUCAGGUAUGCCGUAGUUGACUGCAUCAGGGUCAUAUACUUAUUUUUUCAGAAGUCAAAUUCGUCUUUUAUAACUUAGCUUGGGGAGACUUAUGAUGGCAGGCACCAGGGAAAGGGGGCCCAGUAGGUAUUUGACCUUCAGAUAAGGACAGCGCUUAUUGAAACGCCUUUAAUUUGAACCAUUUCCAAACAUCCUGUGGAGAUUCAUUAUAUGCGUCUGCGGGAACCACUGACUCGCUCCGCAAUUUGAGCGGGUUACUAGUGAAUAAGGUGGACUACUCAGUCGUGAACGAACACGUAACAUCGGAUCCCGCCAUACAUGAACGCUAACAGACCCAAAGUUUGGCAGCACCAAGACGAGUUGAACAUUUCCGCAUAUCCUUACCGAAACAAGAUAUUUCGCUGGAGAAGGCCAAAAAACCGUUGGGCGGAGUUACUUUGUGGAGCGGACUGGGGAUAUGGCGGCGUUGAGCUCUCGUCUAAAACUGAAUUUCGCUGACUCCUGAACUAUGAAGUGUCCCCUGACCCUGCCUCCUUACUGAUGUUACAGUUAAGCUAUGCACCAACAGGACUUCUGGAAUGGGGCCACCACUGACAAAGUCUACGACUGUCAUAGCAAUGCUUUCAUCCUACCUCUUCAAGGUGAUUUUAAAAAAACAAUGGGAAAUGAAGUCGCAAUUUGGAAUUGGCACCACUUUUGCCUGUCUUCACGAAGGGAGCCAGGACUGUGCGCGGAUUUCGCGACAUCCCUGGGUGCCUUCUGUGUGCAUUGGACAAGAAUAUGACCAGUAGACAGCAGUCGUCUGCUUUGUCGAAUUUUCUACUGUACCCGGUUCAAUUAAUCAUGAACCGUUGUGAGAAAUAACCCAGUUGCACCUAUGUGAUAGCGGGAACGGUUUCGUCAACCACGACCUGAGACAAUCCCGUCUGUUCCCUCAUUCUUGUCCGCACCAGCACCUCACAAAUUCUGCGUACUCGCUUAAAUCUUUUCCAGGGACGCAUCCUAUCGUUCAUCCUGCUUACCCCUGUCACUAGAUGGAUUUUCGGUUUUCUCACAUGAAUGCCGACUACCUCACCGAAUGCAGUGAGGACAUGUCCCAGUGUGGAGCAAAAUCUUCAAAUUAGUCGGUUCCCCGCCAAUGCCUAGAAAGCCAGUUUUUGGAGUACUUGAAGGUUGUUAAUAAGAAUGUAGGCAAUUUCGGAAAUAUCCGCAAGGUAAGUUCUCAAUUUUACAAGUAAAUUUAUGCGUGUGGAGAGCAAGCGAGGAUUCGACUCCUUCGGUCGCCGGCGUUUGAGAACCGUCCCCCUGGCAUUGCAUAUAACCUUCAUUUUAAGUACUAGACAGGAUGAAUGAAGGCGUUAUCCACACCUUAAGCGAUGAAGUUGUGGUAAGCUCGGGACCUGGCCCUGAAUGACCAGAAGACGGACUGAGCUCGCCCUCGCCACCCGUGAGACAUCAUUGAUGCCAGGUAUAUCAGACACGCCGACGGAGAUAUACCAGGUGCAUGCAAAGAGCGGCCAUCCCUCCGGAGUACUCAUCACCCUCCUAGCUUAAGUGUGCCUUCACUGUCCCUUGUGCCCUCCUUCCCUGUCAUCUAUUAGUUAAAAACCACGCUAUUUGUUUAAUUCGGAGCAAAUUAGGAACUGUUUCCAAACCAUAUUCCGGAGGACGUUUAUUGGCACCUUGAUUACAACUGCAUAUUCCAACCCUCCGUUCAUUAUUUUUAUGUAGUGGGGCUUUGUGCUAGACCACGAUGACAGCACCCCACGUCGUAGGGUGUCGGGAAGUGGAAGUGUUCAUUGUUGCAGCCCGACCACACCGACUCUACGUCGUCUCAUUAUUAGCGGGCUGAGCGCCUAGCCUGUUUUCUCAAGUGAGAGCUCCCAGACGGCCUCCAACUUCUGAUAUUUCCUCAACCAGGUCGCCAACUGUCUGCCGUACAAGCCGACUUUUCAGACAUGUGCCACGUCUUUUACCUGUCAUAAAUGCUCUUUUGCCCUGCUAUAGUUCAUGCGUUUCCACGAGUCAUUGGGUCGCAGCACCGUCCAAUCGGCGGUUUUACGUCCUAAUCAGGAAGCCGGCUGUUUGGGCCUAUAUCGACUUUCUGAACGUCCGUUUGGGGGCAGCCGUUACCAGCCCUGGCCCUACCAAGACCCAGCCUGUCAAUCACAAUUUCAAUUACCGCCUAACAGAGGCCGACAGUGGCCAGAAACCUCAACUGUGCCUCCGCCUCAAGUCGUGCCCCCUUCUCCAAACGCUCUGACGCAAUUCGGAGGGCUAACAAUGCCCUUCCUGUCUGUAAGGGCGCCCCUCUGUGGGCGCAAACACCCACUCAACCCGUUCCGAGUUCUGGUUUGACGUUAGUUGCUAGUUGACACGUGAGACUGUGUUUCGGUUGCCACUCCUCUCUUCCGUGACUAACGCAUUCUCUUCCUGGUUUCUUAUCUGCAGCAACAUUCGGGCAUGCGCGGCUACUCGGGAAACACCAUUCCACAAUCAAGCGUGAACUACCCGCGCUAUCAGUGA